This is a messenger RNA of Bacillus rossius redtenbacheri, 456 nucleotides long. RefSeq lists its product as uncharacterized. The transcript has a single exon. The record is from RefSeq and is a predicted model, not a curated record. Bases 1 to 456 code for a protein of 151 amino acids. NCBI's taxonomy places the organism in Eukaryota, Metazoa, Arthropoda, Insecta, Phasmatodea, Bacillidae.
AUGGCCGGCUCUCAGAACAAGAUGGCUGGCUCUCAAUACAAGAUGGCCGGCUCACAUAACAAGAUGGCCGGCUCACAGAACAAGAUGUCCGGCUCACAGAACAAGAUGGCCGGCUCACAGAACAAGAUGUCCGGCUCACAGAACAAGAUGGCCGGCUCACAGAACAAGAUGGCCGGCUCACAGAACAAGAUGUCAUGCUCACAGAACAAGAUGGCCGGCUCACAGAACAAGAUGGCCGGCUCACAGAACAAGAUGGCCGGCUCACAGAACAAGAUGUCCGGCUCACAGAACAAGAUGGCCGGCUCACAGAACAAGAUGUCCGGCUCACAGAACAAGAUGGCCGGCUCACAGAACAAGAUGUCCGGCUCACAUAACAAGAUGGCCUGCUCACAGAACAAGAUGGCCGGCUCACAGUACAAGAUGGCCGGCUCACAGAACAAGGAGGGAGAUACAUAA